GGUCAUGGGGUUCUGGUUGGCAUUGAGGCUAUAGCAAUAAUGGUGAACUUACUUCAAAUUGGGCAUGACUGCUGGAUUCAUACACUAGUCCCUAUGAGAUUUGUCACUGGAUGUUAUCUAGACAGAAAGAAUGAUGAAACUCUAACUGCCUUCUGAAACAAGAGCAUGUUAUUUAAAAGGAAAUUGAGGCCCAAUGAAAUAGUUACCUGGAAGCAAAAACCAGCUGAAUAA
Otolemur garnettii (small-eared galago) is the source of this 231-nucleotide messenger RNA. RefSeq names its product NADH:ubiquinone oxidoreductase subunit B1 (gene NDUFB1). Gene Ontology annotation, cellular component: mitochondrion. The record is from RefSeq and is a predicted model, not a curated record. The transcript has a single exon. Lineage: Eukaryota; Metazoa; Chordata; Mammalia; Primates; Galagidae.